This is a messenger RNA of Nakaseomyces glabratus, 225 nucleotides long. RefSeq lists its product as uncharacterized. The record is from RefSeq and is a predicted model, not a curated record. NCBI's taxonomy places the organism in Eukaryota, Fungi, Ascomycota, Saccharomycetes, Saccharomycetales, Saccharomycetaceae.
AUGGCCAAAAAGUUUCUGGUAUUUUUGACCCUCAGAGCCCCUUCACCCAAUGCACUUCCUGGGAGGGAAGGGAAGAAGAAUGACAUCAUGUGGGAGAAAGGAAAGUCCCCAGUUCUCUUUCCCACCAUCGCUGCUGUUGCACGGCGAAAAAUAUCAACACAAGUACUACUGUGGAAGAAGAGGGUGGGUAGCCUUGCCAAACCCCAUGGAGGUGUUGGCAGGUAG